Messenger RNA from Pararge aegeria (speckled wood butterfly), 1218 nucleotides. RefSeq lists its product as uncharacterized. Gene Ontology annotation, biological process: recombinational repair. The record is from RefSeq and is a predicted model, not a curated record. The transcript is spliced from 5 exons. The coding region runs from base 176 to 1138 and encodes 320 amino acids. Lineage: Eukaryota; Metazoa; Arthropoda; Insecta; Lepidoptera; Nymphalidae.
CGGUUUUGCUUGUUUGAUGUUGUCAGGGUUUCACGUUCACCAUCUGUGGGUUUUACUAUAGUUUUACUUCGUACUAAAUAAAACCAGGUGUUUAUUGAUUUAAAAAUCACAAAAAUAAAUAAAUUAUAAAAGACUUGAACUUUAUUAGCUAUUUCAUCACAGAAGUUAAUUAAUAAUGUUCGAGUCAGAUGAUUAUGACCAGGUGUUAUCACAAUUGGAUUUCCCCGAAGCACCUGAACAAUUACCAUCAAAGAACCUAGAUGUAAUUCCACGCCAAAAAGAAUCUUUAAAGACCAAUAACGUAGAUCUAAAAAGACCAAGAGAAGUUACAAAUUUCCAAAAAAAUAAUUUAGGUUAUUCAAAUUUAAAUGAUACAAGAAAGAAAACCAAAUCAAGUGAUGAUAGUGUGUCACCAACUCGCAUAAAAAAGAAAAUUUUGAAUUCAUACUUUGAUCACAGGAGCCAACGAAAGUUUCCUGGCCCUGCUGGUCUUCUAACAGGUUCUUUCGAAGAGAAAAAAGAUGAAAAUAUUUGCCAAAUGGAGCUUCUUUCGCAGGAUGUUGAUUUUACACAAAACUAUAUUCAUGGUGAUGUAUUUGAAACACCACUAUGGAAGAGACUCUUAGAAGAUACAAAAAGCUUAAAGGAAAUAAAUACAAUAAGAGGCACCAAACACCAGGCGUUUGUUGGCAACUUGCAAAAAAAGAAAGCUCAUACUGUUAUAGCAUUUGUAGAGAGUGUAGAUAGAUCAGCGGUUGAUCCUUUGAUUACAUUGAGAGAUAAAACAGGGCAUAUAAAGUGCACUCUUCAUAGAGAUGCUUGGUCAUCAUUCUCUCCAUACAUAGUGGCAGAAUACUGUGCCCUAGUUAUUUGGAGACCUACUGUAUUGACAACAGGGAGUGCAUUCAAAAAACACUAUCUUAAUAUUACUUUAAGUAAUAUAUGGGCUAUAUACAGCUCAGCCAUCAUAAGCGAAGAUGAAUCAUUGGCAGAUGGUUAUCUUAAGACAUGUGAAGAAGAUUACACUAUUAUUAAAAUGGAUAGAAGUUUAUCAGAUGGUAAUUUCUCUCCAGAAAAUGAAAGCCUACAAGAAAGUUUUGAUGAUUUGGACAAUGUAUUCCUAGAUGAUGUGUUUUAAUUCACAUUAUAUCUCAUUAUAAAGUUAAGUUCAUAAUAUAACAAAAAUACUAAAGUUGCAAAAAAAUUUAUAUGCCAAUG